AUGGUGUCCAGCGCCGGCGGAGAAGGGCGGAGUGUGCCAAGAGAAUGGGAGGAGAAAGAGGCGAAGGCGGCCACAGCAGGUGAGGAGGAAGAGGCGAAGGCAGCCACAGCAGGUGAGGAGGAAGAGGCGAAGGCAGCCACAGCAGGUGAGGAGAAAGAGGCGAAGGCAGCCACAGCAGGUGAGGAGGAAGAGGCGAAGGCAGCCACAGCAGGUGAGGAGAAAGAGGCGAAGGCAGCCACAGCAGGUGAGGAGGAAGAGGCGAAGGCGGCCACAGCAGGUGAGGAGAAAGAGGCGAAGGCAGCCACAGCAGGUGAGGAGGAAGAGGCGAAGGCAGCCACAGCAGGUGAGGAGAAAGAGGCGAAGCAGAGCAGGCAGGCGAAGGCGGCCACAGCAGGUGAGGAGGAAGAGGCGAAGGCAGCCACACAGGUGCAGGAGAAAGAGGCGAAGGCAGCCACAGCAGGUGGGAGGAAGAGGCGAAGGCAGCCACAGCAGGUGAGGAGGAAGAGGCGAAGGCAGCCACAGCAGGUGAGGAGAAAGAGGCGAACGGCAGCCACAGCAGGUGAGGAGCAAGAGGCGAAGGCAGCCACAGCAGGUGAGGAGGAAGAGGCAGGUCAUGGGCGAGAGGCAGCAGAGAAGGCGUUCGGAGCAGGUGAGCAGCAGUGGAGCAGAUGA
Messenger RNA from Penaeus vannamei (Pacific white shrimp), 672 nucleotides. The record is from RefSeq and is a predicted model, not a curated record. Lineage: Eukaryota; Metazoa; Arthropoda; Malacostraca; Decapoda; Penaeidae.